This is a messenger RNA of Ciona intestinalis (vase tunicate), 1665 nucleotides long. The record is from RefSeq and is a predicted model, not a curated record. NCBI's taxonomy places the organism in Eukaryota, Metazoa, Chordata, Ascidiacea, Phlebobranchia, Cionidae.
UAUCAUGUGUUGCUUUUCCAGGACUUUAAAUUUACUACAAAUAUGAAUAAAUUACUUUUCCCACUGAUCACCAUUUUGGUUUCUGUGUCCGCACAACAACUGCCACCCCCAACCGACCUUGCAGCUGUAGCAAGAUCGAAUGCCGUUGGUAUAACAUGGUCCCCUGUUGAAGGAGCUGAAAAAUACGUGGCAACUAUAGUUUCGAACGAUAUGACUGUCGACACUUCGGAAACCAGAGCAGCGUUCGGUGGUCUUGAACCAAUGACAACUUACACUGCUAGUGUUGUAGCUGUUGGUGUGAACGAUUCCUAUGGCGUUCCUGCAUUCAUUGACUUUGAGACUUUGGCAGCAAAGCCUACAAACUUGCAAAAUGUAUACGAGGAGACAACGGAAAACAUGUUGGUUAUAUCUUGGGACCAAGUUAAUGGAACCAUUGACCAUUUGGUAGAAAUAACUACAACCGAUGGGGGACCAGUUGAUUCUGCAUCAAUCAGCGUGGUCGACAACAAGGCAUACAUCAACGGACUUGAGAAAUACACUUUCUAUGGCCUCACUGUCCGUGCGAUCACCGACGGAGGGCAGAUGGGAGACCAAGAAGAAUUCAGUGCAAGAACAGCCGGAAAAGGCUUGAAAGUCACUGCAUGGUGGGUUGGCGCAACUACCUUUGGAGGAGAAGCCACAAUCUACAGAGACUUCAUUAUUCCUCCUGGAGAAUUCCAUGUGGUGGUACAACUGACCUGCCCGGUUGCUGAAAUAGUGGUAUGGAACGCUAACCUUGAUAUGGAUAACUCCGACACUUCAACCGGUAUGUACCGCAUCGUGCAAGACGAGUUGUGGAUGAGAGAACGACCUGAGAUCAACUUUAACUUUAACAGAGGAAACCUUACCGAUGAGUGCGACCUGCAGGUAGGAAACAUCACCGUUAAUUUCAACCCCCCACCAGUUGCUGUUGUAGCAGACACACCACAAGAUACACCACUUGAUAUAACUACGUCGUCUUGGGGAGUCGGCGGUAUGGUUCAAAUUAACAUGGGAGUUACAUACAUCAACCCCGCCAACCCGGAUGCCGGUGAUAUGGGAGGUACUUUGAUUGCAAAACCUGCAAGUGGAACUUUUGUUAUCGUCGUCGACAGCGGUUCUGCUUGCCCAGAGGGUAUUACUGUCACUUCCAAAUGGGGAUUGACCACACCUGUUAGCUUGCAGCCUGAUCCCAGCACACCAAACAUCUUGUAUUUUGUCCAACUUGGAAACCAGUGGUUCAGUAACAGCGCAGGUUUCGUUUACACCCGAAACUGUCUUGACGUGAGUGGCAUUUCGGUGUCUGUAUCUGAAAAUCCAAGUUUGGUUGCUUUGGCUUUCAAUUAAUUAAACAGUGCUUGUAAAUUCGACUAAACAAAAACUUAAACAGAAAUUAAACUUAUUUGGAACAUUGUACGUAAUACAUGACAUUGGCUUAAAAUAGACCAGACAGGAUGUGAAAUGCUGCAGUUAUUACUACUUUCUUCAUAUGUGCAAAUGAUCUAUUCUAAAUAGCCUAAUUCUUAAGCUUUUAGAAUCCAUUACUUUGAUUUUAAUCUGGAUCAUAUCGUAAACUGUCUUAGUUAAUGUUAAUAUAUUUAUACUAAGAAUCGAACUUCGAUAUUAAUAAACAACAAAUCAAAACUA